Molecule: messenger RNA, 3239 nt
Organism: Daucus carota subsp. sativus
Lineage: Eukaryota; Viridiplantae; Streptophyta; Magnoliopsida; Apiales; Apiaceae
Product: putative pentatricopeptide repeat-containing protein At3g47840
Exons: 3
Coding region: 308-2089 (593 amino acids)
Biological process (GO): RNA modification
Cellular component (GO): intracellular membrane-bounded organelle
Molecular function (GO): protein binding; RNA binding
Source: RefSeq, a predicted model, not a curated record
AAUUCAUUAUUUUUCAUUUGAUUGUAGUAGCAUUAAAAAAAAUAUAUAUAAUUUUAUAAAAGUAAUUUUUAAUUCUUUAACACAAUAUCCUAAGAUAUGUGUAAUAUUUAUUUGAUUUUAAGAUUUAACCCGAAAUUUAAACAGCAAACCAAAGUUCUCGCCGAACGGAACAGAACAGAGAUGGGUUCCCAGUGUCCCGCAGCUUUGUUUUUUAAAGCCCCUGUAAUUCUUUGAAUUCUUGAUCCUCUGUCAAAACACAAACACACACACACUGAUUGCUUUGAAGCUGCGAAUACGCUUGUAUGUAAUGAAUUGUAUGCUAGACUUGAUGGUACCCGAAAAUCUUGCUUCUUGUCUGCAUCAGUGUUCCAAAGUUAAGACACUUCGCUGCGGUCUAUCACUUCAUGCUGCUGCUGUUAAGGCUGGAAUGCUUCUUGAUGUUUUUGUAUCUAAUCAUGUUCUUAACAUGUAUGCCAAGUGUGGCAAUAUUAGAUGUGCCCGUCGGGUCUUUGACGAGAUGCCUGACAGGAAUAUUGUCACUUGGGGAGCUAUGAUCUCUGGUUAUGAGCAGGCAGGGAAGCCUCUUUUGGCUGUUGAGCUUUUCUCUCAGCUUCGAUUACAGCCUAAUGAACAUGUCUUUGCUAGUGCAAUUAGUGCUUGUGCUGGCCUGUUGUCACUGAGAAUUGGUGAGCAGAUACAUGCUCAAUCAGUAAAAUGUGGCUGUUCUUCAAUUUCAUAUGUUUCUAAUUCACUAGUUUCUAUGUACAUGAAAUGUGGUCAAUCAAGUGAUGCAUUGUCUGUUUUUGAAACUACAUCUGAACCAACUUCAGUUUCAUAUAAUGCUCUAAUAGCUGGAUUGAUGGAAGGUCAACAAGCAGAAAAAGGGCUUGAGGCGUUUAAACUUAUGUGUCGGCAAGGUUUCAUCCCAGACCGUUUUACUUUUGUGGCAGUGUUCGGAUAUUGCAUUAAUGCUGAAGAUUUGAUAACAGGAAUAGCCUUUCAUUGUCAAACAAUCAAGCUCAAGCUUGACUCCUCUGCUUUUAUUGGUAAUGUAAUGAUGACAAUGUAUUCAACUUUUCAUUUGAUCGAUGAAGCAGAAAAAAUAUUUAGAGAUAUUCAAGAGAAAGAUGCUAUUUCUUGGAAUACCUUCAUUACUGCAUGCUGUCAUUGUGAUGCAUAUGCAAAAGGUUUGAGUAUAUUUAGCGAGAUGUUGAGUGGAGUUGAAGUGAGUCCAGAUGACUUCACGUAUUCCAGUGCUCUGACUGCGUGUGCUGGUAUUGCUUCUCUUCCCCAAGGCAAGCAGGUGCAUGCACAUCUAAUUAGGACUAGGUUGUAUGAGGAUAUUGGAGUUGACAAUGCGCUUGUAAACAUGUAUUCUAAAUGUGGCAGUAUUCAGUAUUCCUACAAUGUGUUUAAACAAAAAAGUUAUCAUAAUGUUGUUUCAUGGAACAGCAUAAUAACUGGUUUUGCAAAUCAUGGUCUUGGGAAGAAAUCACUUGAACUUUUUAGGCAGAUGAUAGAUGGAGGAACACGACCUGAUAGUGUCACAUUUAUUGGACUUCUAACAGCAUGCAAUCAUGCAGGACUUGUGGAUGAAGGCAUAGCCUUUUUCAAUACUAUGAACGAAAUCUAUGGGUUUUCUCCCACUUCUGAGCAUCUUUCAUGCCUCAUCGAUUUACUAGGACGUGCUGGAAGGCUAAAAGAGGCUGAAGACUACCUUGAGAAGUAUUCUCAUACAUCUGAUCCAGUUGUUCUUGGGUGCUUACUUUCGGCGUGUAGACUUCAUGGAGAUGUCCAACUUGGGAACCGUUUGGGUAAACGUUUGCUAGAAGCUCAGCCCACUACAACUUCUCCAUACGUCUUAUUGUCCAAUCUAUGUGCUUCGGAUGCAAUGUGGGGUAGUGUUGCAGAGGUCAGGAAAAAGUUAAAGGUUAGUGGACUAAAGAAGGAGCCUGGCCACAGCCUAAUUGAAGUGGAAGGAAUUUGGGAGAAGUUUACAGUUGGCAAAUUUUCUCAUUCAAGAAUUUCAGAAAUAGUCAAUGUACUUAAUCUGUUGGGUCCAUCUGUGGAUGAGGAAUGCUUUGUGUGACUGGAUCAGAAAUCGCAAACCUUGUCACGCUAAAUAUUUGGUAGAUGACCCGUGUGCUUUUUUUUUGUUCUUAAAGAGGCAAUAACCAGAUUACUAAAUGUUGGCAUCAUGCAUUUGUGAACUUCAAAUUAUUCUUUCAGGCUGUGAUCGAUGCUGAUGUAUGAAAUGUCAGUAAGUCAAGUCACUGAGGCGAGAGGACUUGACUGAGAGUCAACUCAAACCUGUCUCAUCCAGCCCAACAUCUACUCUCAGUAUAUAAAAAAGUAGAGUGCAAAUUACUGGUCCAAAAAGAUCAUCAGGCACCUUGUGCCACCACUUACAUCUGUUUGGAUUCCGAAAUAUUUAACAAACUAUGUACAACAGUACAAAUAUACAAAUAUCUGAGGUUAGGUACAAAUUACAAUGUACAUAAGCUAAAAGCUAAGCUGUCUUCACUUGGUGCGAUUGGAAUGGAAUGAAAAAUUACAAAACAAUUCUAUGGAGAGAGAAGAAUGUAUGAGAGAACAGUGAAUGAACACGAGGGCAUGUAAAUUUUUUAUGAUAAAGAUCAUAGGGAAAAUGAAGAAGAAAUAGAUUGUAGAGAGUGUAAAUUUUCCAUGAUGAAUAUUGUUGUGAGUGUAAAUACCUUAAGGUUUUAGAUGAAGGCCCCAACAGGAUCACAUAUUGUUCAACACUGUGGAAUGGUUUUGUUUGAAUCAAGCAAUGCAGAAAUCGCAAGUGUUGAUCUGGGAAAGGAGACCUGUACAACUUGUGUUGGACCAUGGAGCUUCUUUUCGAACUGGGAGGAGAUUACUGUUGUUAUGUUACAUGACAAGCCGUCACUCUUUUGUGCUGUGAAUCAUAAGAAACAAAAAUGGUCUAAAGCUCGUGCUAUCCUUGCUAUAACGGAAAAGAUGUCCAAAUAUGCACAUUUUCAAGGUUACAAUUUAUUGUUUUGAUAGGAAGUAAUUCCUAUUACAUACUGAUGUCAUGAUGUGCUUCGUGUACAAAGUUGAGUCAAAUACAUGGGCUGCAACUUCUCUUUCUCCACUAUCAAUCAUCAAGUUACGAGAGAAUUUUGUUAAACUUAGAGGAGUCCAGUUGGAGAACUAGCGAAUGUAGAAUAGUAUACAUGAUAGCUUCUUCCUUGGUAAGUCUGGCUUAUGUAGCA